AUGUGUGCAGGUAUGGUGCGUGUGUGUGUGUAUUUUUCUCUGGUGCUCUUGUUGGGUUUUAGUCUCUGGGCACCCGUGGAUGGAAGACGAACUCGAUACAAGCCAAAAACAAAACCAAAAACAGAUCAAAAGCCUGUUGAGGAGAUCGCUCCAGCUCAGAAUGUUGAUAUCAGUCAGUUGAGUGGAAAGUGGUAUCUGCUAAGUGUGGCAUCAAGAUGUAAGUACCUUUUAGAGCAUGGCAUGAAGGUAGAGGGCACCUACAUAACUCUGACUCCACCUGUCUCGCCCAAAGCACCAAUCCAAGUCAGCACCUUCACCAAACUCAAUUAUCAGUGUUGGGAGAUCAAACAGAAGUACGAGACCACAGGGAGUCUGGGCCGAUUGCUACUGAGAGCAAAGAUACCAUUGAAAAACACUGAGAUCCUCAUUGUGGACACAGACUACAACUCUUAUGCCAUUUUACUCUACAAGAGGAGGGACAAGCGCACCUUGAAACUCUACGGACGCUCCCCAGAGAUCUCUUUAGACAUUGUGGAUAAAUUUGAAGCCAUUGCAACAAAACAAAAUCUAGGCUUGGAAGUUAUUUUCGAGUUUCCUACGUACGGGUUUUGUCAGUCUGCAGACAAGGACCACACACUUGGUAAGAUAAUAACCUGA
Messenger RNA from Neoarius graeffei (lesser salmon catfish), 657 nucleotides. It is a transcript of the gene c8g, whose product is annotated as complement component 8, gamma polypeptide. The coding region runs from base 1 to 657 and encodes 218 amino acids. The transcript is spliced from 7 exons. Gene Ontology annotation, biological process: complement activation. Gene Ontology annotation, cellular component: membrane attack complex. Lineage: Eukaryota; Metazoa; Chordata; Actinopteri; Siluriformes; Ariidae. The record is from RefSeq and is a predicted model, not a curated record.